UAUGAUUUACGAUCAACCAGAACAUUUUGGUCUAUUCGAAAAAACAGUCACUGCUAAAGAGAAAGAAGAAGUCAAAUAAUUUUUGAAAUACGAUAGACAUGUUCCUUUAAAAUUGACUGAGUAAGUUUUUCAUGCAGAAGCGUAUUUAUUUUAUUCUCUACAAUUAGAGAUGCAUCAAGAUUUGAAAGAUUAGGAUAAGUUGGAGGUGCAGUGUAUUCAUUCUCAUUCUUUUUCUUUCCUAUUAUAAAAGGUUUACCAAUCAAAUAGAGAUUGUUUUGGGCUGCUGUUCCUGGAGGUAUUGUUGCAUGGUUAGGAUGGAGAAUUAAAGAAGAAUUAGAAUGGAAUAGAGUUUAUAAUUGCUAUUAGAAAUAUUAAGUAGCUCAUUCUAUGCAUAAGAAAGUGUUUAUCUGAG
This is a messenger RNA of Paramecium pentaurelia, 412 nucleotides long. Lineage: Eukaryota; Ciliophora; Oligohymenophorea; Peniculida; Parameciidae. The record is from the annotation of a GenBank genome assembly.